Messenger RNA from Hydra vulgaris (swiftwater hydra), 1909 nucleotides. RefSeq lists its product as uncharacterized. Lineage: Eukaryota; Metazoa; Cnidaria; Hydrozoa; Anthoathecata; Hydridae. The record is from RefSeq and is a predicted model, not a curated record. Gene Ontology annotation, molecular function: DNA binding.
CAUGAACUUUUUUGUUUUACUAUUUGGUAAAUUGCAGAUCCAUGAAUAUUAGGAAAACUUAUGUACGAAAGAUCGCCGUGCCACAAUGCCUUCAUUCCGUUUCCGUUUUCUACAAAUACUGAAAGAAUGAUUACGAAACAGUGUUCUAUUUUAAAAUUGUCUUCUAUCAUAAAAACGUAUCAGACCAAUCAACGUUUGUACCAAUGAUGAAUAGCCUUUUUUCUACAAAGUAUACCUAGAGAAGGCCUAAAUUAUAAAACUAUAUCAUUUGAUCUGUAUUGUCUUUAGUUGAAAGAAAAGUUUUCAAACAUAAUUUGUGAAAUUGUAAUAUAUACUGGCCGAGCAAGAUUAAGAUUACAAUGAAACGACACACAAAAAAACACCAGAGGUGUUAAAAAUGCAAAAAAUGAAAAGAAUUAAAUUAACUGCUCAUAUAUUGCUACAAAAAAGAUAUUGUACUUGUUCGAAUUUAGAUGAUAUUCUGGAGCCAUAUUUUUUAAAUGGGUUAAAUAAUUAUUCUUCACCGGAAAACAUAAAAAAGAUUGCUUCAAUUGCAGAGCAAAAUCUGAAUCCAAAUCUUAUAAAAGAAUGGAUUGAUAAGCGGAAAAGAAAGGAUAAGCAAAGAAAACCUGUUUCAAAAUUUCUCAGUGGAAAUAACAUUGCUUUUGAAACACCACCGUUAAGAAUGCCGCCUCCUUCUAAAGUCACAACUCUAAAAUUGGAUUGCUGGAAAUAUUACCUUCAAGACUUCCAUUUAGAAGAUAAAGAUUGGCUUUUAAAUGGAAUUGCUAAUGGAUUUUCACUCUAUUGCAAUCCAUUGGCUGCUUUAUCCUCUGCAAAACGUAAUCUAGCAUCUGCUUAUGAAGAACCUGCAAUAAUUGAUCAGUAUUUAAUAGAUGAAAUAAAAUUUGGAACAAUGGCUGGUCCUUUUUACCAACCACCAUUUGAAGAUUGUCACAUCAAUAGGUUUGGAGUUAUUCCUAAAUCUUCAGGCAAAUGGCGAUUAAUUACUGAUUUGUCAUAUCCUCCAGGUAGAAGUGUAAAUGAUGGUAUAUCUGCUGCUGACUCAACUGUUUCAUACACUGGAUUAACAGCAGCUAUAAAAAAAAUUCUUUUAUUGGGUGAAGGAUGUCUUCUUGCCAAGUUUGACAUUCAGCGAGCUUAUCGUUUAAUAGCUAUUAAAGAAGAUGAGCGUAGGUUGCUUGUGCUAAAUUGGAAAGGAUGUUAUUAUGUAGAUCUUGCAUUACCAUUUGGGGCUCGCAGUGCUCCACAAACGUUUACAAGAUUUUCUAAUGUACUUGAAUGGAUCUUAGCAUACCACGGAGAAAUUAAAUACAUACAACAUUCUUUGGAUGAUUUUCUAAUAUGUGGGCCUCCCAAUUCAAAGGUUUGUGGAGAAUCUUUGGAUAAAGCUUUUGAAAUAUGCAAAGAAUUAGGUAUUUUAAUUGAGCAUACUAAAACUGAAGGUCCAGCAACAUGCAUAACAUUCUUAGGUUUUAUUAUUGAUACUACUAAAUUGGAGUUAAGAAUACCUGAAUUGAAGCUUGUUAAAAUUCGAGCAUUACUUGAUGAAUGGUGCAUAAAAAGACAUGGUACAAAGCGAGACUUGUUAUCUUUAAUUGGAGUUUUAUUUUAUUGUUGUCAAGCAAUUAUCCCUGGUCGCCCUUUUUUAAAGCGACUAUUACUAAAAGCUCAUAGCGUUGACCAUUUAUGGUCUCAAGUUCGAUUAACUGAAAAUGAAUUGCAAGACUUAAAAUGGUGGUUUUUUUUAUUAAACAAUUGGAAUGGAAGAAGUUUAUUAAGAAACUUGCCCAAAGAUGCUUUACAACUUCAUUCUUAAUAUCAAUUUUUUUUUUCAGUUUUAAUAUUUUAAUUCAUUUUUUUUUUUAAUAAAUUUUCGUAAAAAAUA